This is a messenger RNA of Centruroides sculpturatus (bark scorpion), 3107 nucleotides long. Its product is annotated as gastrula zinc finger protein XlCGF57.1-like. Gene Ontology annotation, biological process: regulation of transcription by RNA polymerase II. The coding region runs from base 133 to 1446 and encodes 437 amino acids. The transcript is spliced from 3 exons. Gene Ontology annotation, cellular component: nucleus. The record is from RefSeq and is a predicted model, not a curated record. NCBI's taxonomy places the organism in Eukaryota, Metazoa, Arthropoda, Arachnida, Scorpiones, Buthidae. Gene Ontology annotation, molecular function: DNA-binding transcription factor activity, RNA polymerase II-specific; RNA polymerase II cis-regulatory region sequence-specific DNA binding.
CCGAUACGCGGGGGGAACGAAGGGGCAUCGACGACGACGGUCUCGACACUCCUGUCGUAAUCCGUAAAGGGAUACUCGUAUUGUCAUCCGGCGAAGUAACCGUCAGAGGUCGCCGAGGUACCAAAAUGAAAAAUGGCUUCUACACCUGAACAAGUUGUGUGUACUCCGACCUUUGUUUUUCCAGCAGCAUUUCCCGGUGGAGGCGAAGUAGGUGCCAGAAUGAAAGGGCACCGUACAGCACAGCCAGAACUAUCAGAAGGGCGCCCUAUUCUUAUGCCACAUCUUGCAGCUUGCCACCUAUCCACGUGGCAAGGAUUUGAUCCACGUCCACAUUUGGCUAACUUCCAUCCAAUAGCUGGAGCAACACCACCACCUCCACCAUUACAACAUCCAGAAGAUCAAAAGUCAAAAGUUGCUAAUCGGAAUACAGGAGUUAAACCACAAUCACAGACAACAAAUAAUGAUUUUUCUGCAGGAAGAAAUCUUGCUCCUGCUGUUCCGACUUCUGUAGCUUAUUCAGUAGAUACUGGAAAAAUUCCCUCAGGUACAAUUGAAAAGCAAGAACCAGAAGCUUUAAAGGAUAAACUUUGGCCUUGCCCAUCUUGUAAGGUCCCCUUUAAAGCAGCUUCAGAAUUACAAGCCCAUCUUUCAGCUCAUACCAAGGGAGAGAAAACAGUACCUUGUGAGAUCUGUGGGAAACUUUUUGCAUCUGUAGAAAGAGUACGUAUUCACAUCAGAGCAGCCCAUGGUGAAAAAUCAUGUUCCUGUGACAUUUGUGGCAGUGGAUUUAGUUAUCGAUGUAAGCUAUUGGACCAUAUGAGGACCCACACUGGAGAUAAACCAUUUCAUUGCGACAUUUGUGGUAAGAGCUUCUCCCAGAAGAAUCAUCUGACACGCCAUUCCAUGAUACACACAGGAGAAAGACCCUAUCCAUGUGACUUCUGUGGCAGAGGAUUCUACAGGAAGGACAAGCUGACAAGACAUAGGCGGAUCCAUACAGGUGAGAAACCUUAUGCAUGUUUAGCCUGUGGUAAAGCUUUCUACCGCCGAGAUAAAUUAACGCGUCACAUUAAAAUGCACAGUGGGGAAAAGCCUUUUGCGUGUGGCAUCUGUGGAAAAAGAUUUAUUGAAGAAAGAGAUCUGAAGCGACAUAAAUGCUCCUCUCGACACUUGCACAAUUCCAGUGGCCCCAAGCACAACACGGCACAACAGAGCUCUGGGACAAGGCGGAACCAACCGCAGCAGCAACAGCAGCAGCACCAGCAACAACCUCACCAGCACCACCAGCAACUCCAGCCCCAUCACCAGCAACAGCAACCCCAUCAUCACCAGCAGCAACAGCAAGCUCAGCCCCAGCACCACCAGCCCCAACCCCAGCAACAGCAGCCUCAACCUCAGUCUCAAUCCCAGCCUCCACCAUUUCAGAACCUCAGCCUUCAAACCUGACUGGCAAGGUGCACCGUCUGGGGUGCACUGAGUGGAUGGUCAGUCUUCAAUGGGCAGCUGUAAUCACCUCACCUCUCAGGCAGGCCCUUUUUUAUUUUUUAUUUUGGUAGUUUAUGUUUUCAAAGGAACAAAUUUCAAUAAACUAGUGUUUACAUAAAUUUUAUGGUCAUCUGCAAAAUACACAAUUGUUGAAUGUGUAUUUUUAUAAAGCAUAGUUUAUGCACUGUUAAUACUCAUUGAUUCUGGAAUAUCCAGUAACUUCAAAAGCAUGAGUGAUGGACUGAAAAUAAGGCCUGAAGUAUAAGAAAAUACAGCUGCCCACAAUUAGCAUUUUCUGAAAAUAGCUGAGUCUGGAUAUGUGUAUAUCCAGACAGGGUAGGCAUUAUAACUUUUUUAUCUCAAAAUUUAGGAGAUUGCAUUUCAGAAGCUAAAAUUAUAAUAAUAAUGAAAAAUUACAAAAUCUUCCGUAUUCUUUAAUAUGGAUAAAAUCUCAAUCUAUCAGCAUUUUAUUCAAUUGUUGUAUUUUUAUUAUUAUUAUUAUUAUUAUUUUUUAUCAGAGUGAAUUUUGUUUUGUCUUGUUAAUUAUAUGAAUGUAUUUUUUCUCUUUUAUUGAAAUUUUUUAGAAGUUUUGUUAUAUUAUCAUUUCUUUAAAAAAUCAUUGAUUAAUGUAUAACUUUCUUGUUGUUGCAUCAUUUUAUAAACUAAAGUUGACCGUAGUGGUUGUGACACAUUUUAUCUUUUGUAUGUAAAGGAGUUGGAACUUUUUAUUUGUUUGUUGUAAUAUUAUAUACAUACAUACUUACCUUUUUUCAUGAACAACAGCCAGAGAUGACCAGGGAAAUUUUACAAAUGAAGAAUUAAAAAAUGUAUAUUAAGCUCCAUUUCAAAAAAAUGUGGUUUCAGAAUUGUUCUGUGUACCAUAUAUUUUAAAAUAAUUUGGAGUGGAUAUUAAUUAUGUAGCUGUAUAUACUCAUGUAAACUGUGGAGCCUUGUAUACAGCGUUAUUCAAAUAUCCAAAUUACAAUUUAAAAAGUGCAGAUGAAGAACUACUAUUUUAGAGAAUCUGGCAAAAAAAAAUGAUAAUGAGGAGUUGAUUACACAAAUGUUAAUAUAAUCUCUGGUAGUGUCAUAAUUUUUUUUAUUGUGCCAUUGUUGUAGGGAACGGGUGUAUAAUGCUUGUAGGUCCAUAUUUUUGUAUUAUGUAAGUUGGUGUAUAAAGAAGUCAGCUUUAGGCAGUUUUUAAUCUUGAAUCAUGCAGUUAGGUUAGUUUAUAAUUAUUGUUAAAGCAAAAAAAAAACAAUUUAGAAUGCCAAAUAUACUUUGGGUGUUCACAAUGGUGUUCCCUUUCUUCUCUAAGGAAUCUUUUUGAAUAUUCUUAAACUGUGAUCAGAAUCUAUGUUUGGGAUUUAUUAAAGUUUAAAGGAAAUGAAAUCCAAUUAGUUUUAUUUUCAAAGUCAAGAUUUUAACCACUAUUAAAUUGUUGUUUAUUGUAGUUUCCAGACAUCUAUCUCUCAAUGCUUUCCUGUUUCUUAUUAUUGACAAAAGGUAAGUAUUAUUAAUAGGAAAGAUUUAUUGCUAUGAAAUAUCAUGACUACAUGUAUUUAUAUAUUUUUCUUUUUAUUGUUAUUAAUACUUUGUAUUUCAAGUGAUUAUUUUAUAUA